Messenger RNA from Harpegnathos saltator (Jerdon's jumping ant), 559 nucleotides. RefSeq lists its product as uncharacterized. The transcript is spliced from 2 exons. Lineage: Eukaryota; Metazoa; Arthropoda; Insecta; Hymenoptera; Formicidae. Bases 172 to 558 code for a protein of 128 amino acids. The record is from RefSeq and is a predicted model, not a curated record.
ACAGCUUUCUAAAGCCCGUAUCAGACUACCGACUGCGGACGCCGACUUGACUGCCGACUACGACUGCCGACUCCAGUCGGUUGAUCACUUGUCGACGACUGAUGAAGUUUACCGCCGACUGAUCAUACUAGUGACGCCUGAUAAAAGAAAAUAAGUGGUUAGUUAAAAAAAAUGCCACAUAUGACAAGAAAUGUAAAACUGCAAACUAUAAGAAGAAAAAAGAAAAUUGCCGCACUGUCAUUAUUUAUUAUAAUGAAUGAACUUUCGGUUGAUAAACAGCAAAGAUCAACAUGGGUGAAAUCAUGGGUAGCAAGAAGACAGGCACAAGGAAUGCACCACAAUCUUUUUGUAGAAUUAUGUUUAGAAGAUCCAUACAAGUUUCGCAGAUGCCUAUGGAUGGAUACUACCUUUGAGGAGCUUCUUCACAAAAUUGCACCUUUAAUUAUAAAACAAGACACUCAUUUGAGAAAAAGUAUACCAUCAGCAGAAAGAUUGUCCCUUACUUUGAAACACAUUGCCACAGGUAUUAUCUCUGUAAAUUAUAAUAUAUAUAAUUAGA